This is a messenger RNA of Bactrocera oleae (olive fruit fly), 446 nucleotides long. The record is from RefSeq and is a predicted model, not a curated record. Lineage: Eukaryota; Metazoa; Arthropoda; Insecta; Diptera; Tephritidae.
GCAUACCGGCUACAUUGACCUAUAUCAAUAUGGAUCAUAGUGUGACGGGUUCGCCGGAGCUGAUACCGUAUCCCGAUUGGCGCAGCAACACAGCUGGUGAUUGUGCGAACAGCAUCACCACGGCGUAUCGCAUCAAAGCGGAUGAGUGUGGACGGCUGUGGGUGCUUGAUACCGGCACAGUGGGCAUUGGCAAUACCACCACCAAUCCAUGCCCGUAUGCUGUGAAUGUCUUUGACUUGCAAACGAACACGCGCAUACGCCGCUACGUGCUGCGCGCGGAUGACACUAAUGCGAACACGUUUAUUGCCAACGUUGCCGUUGAUAUUGGUAAAUCAUGUGAUGAUGCGUUCGCUUACUUCUCCGAUGAACUCGGCUAUGGUUUGGUUGUAUACUCGUGGGAGCAGAAUAAAUCGUGGCGCUUUUCCGCGCACUCAUACUUCUUCCCC